Messenger RNA from Paramuricea clavata, 1047 nucleotides. NCBI's taxonomy places the organism in Eukaryota, Metazoa, Cnidaria, Anthozoa, Malacalcyonacea, Plexauridae. The record is from the annotation of a GenBank genome assembly.
AUGCCAGAGUUGUCUGCUACGAAGCCUAAUUGGUGUGUAUACUGUAUGUGAAGUUUGCCAGUCCAUGCCAAAAGAAGAGGAGAACAAAAUAAUGUUGUGGCAAAAUUAUAAACAUCUAUGACUAUCCACUCAAAAUAUCAAAAUAUCUAUAUACUCUAUCUAUCCGUGACUAUCUACUCAAAAUUCAGGACUCUUUUCAAGACAACCCGAGGCUAUUUUGGAGUUAUCGUAAGGCGAUUUUCCAUCAUCGAUCAACCCAAACUCCAAUAAUUUCCUACAAGGGAAAACUGGAAAAAACGCAUUCAGACAAAGCUGAACUUUUCAAUUCUUAUUUCUCCUCUGUGUUUCAACCUUCAAGACCCAAUAAACAUCAAACCUCCACCUUCUCUUCGUCCCAAUUACGAACUGACACUCAACUACGGGAGAUAGAGCUUAGUGAACACGACGUCGCUAAUUGCCUAAGAAAUCUUGAUACAUCCAAAGCAAGUGGUCCCGACGGAAUUCCUGCACGUCUUCUAAAAGAAUGCAGCCAACAAAUCGCUCCGAGUCUUUGUUCUCUCUUCAACCUCUCCCUACAAUCCAGUUGGAUUCCUUCCGAGUGGAAAUCAGCAGACGUGGCACCGAUCCAUAAAAAAGAAUCGAAGGAGCCAGCGGAAAACUAUCGGCCCAUUUCGUUACUGCCAAUUGUCAGUAAAGUCUUGGAACGCUGUGUGUACUUUAAGAUUUCACGACCACAUUCUACAUCACAUUAGCCAAGCUCAACAUGGUUUUCUUCGAAAACGCUCGUGUGUGACUCAACUGCUAUCAGUAUUCCACACUAUUGGACAUGAUCUAGAUAAGAAUAUUCAGACGGACGUCUUGUAUCUGGAUUUAGCUAAGGCUUUCGACACCGUGGACCACGCAAUCGUUCUCGAGAAACUGCGUGGUUACGGUGUGACAGGAUCAGUUUUGGGUUGGUUUGCAGACUAUUUGAAUGGUAGGACUCAGAGAGUCGUUGUAGAUGGUGUGGCUUCGACAUGGUCACCAGUCACCUCUGGAGUGCCUUAA